Messenger RNA from Lolium rigidum, 987 nucleotides. RefSeq names its product peroxidase 43-like. The transcript has 4 exons. The coding region runs from base 1 to 987 and encodes 328 amino acids. Gene Ontology annotation, molecular function: heme binding; peroxidase activity. Gene Ontology annotation, biological process: hydrogen peroxide catabolic process; response to oxidative stress. The record is from RefSeq and is a predicted model, not a curated record. Gene Ontology annotation, cellular component: plant-type cell wall; plasmodesma. Lineage: Eukaryota; Viridiplantae; Streptophyta; Magnoliopsida; Poales; Poaceae.
AUGGGCUGUAGCAGUACGAGCUGCAGCGUGGCCGUGGCCCUCUUGCUGCUGGCGCUCGGAGCCAGUGGCCAGCUGCAGGUGGGGUUCUACUCCAAGUCCUGCCCCAGCGCCGAAUCCACCGUCGCGUCCGUCGUCCGGGCCGCCUCCGCCUCCGACUCCACCAUCCUCCCCGCGCUCCUCCGCCUCCAGUUCCAUGACUGCUUCGUCAGGGGUUGCGACGCGUCGGUGCUGAUCAAGGGUGGUAACAACAGUGCGGAGGUGGACAACGCGAAGCACCAGGGCCUCCGCGGGCUGGACGUGAUCGACAGCGCCAAGGCGCAGCUCGAGACGCAGUGCCCAGGCGUCGUCUCCUGCGCCGACAUCGUCAUCCUCGCCGCGCGCGACGCCGUCGCCUUCACGGGCGGGCCGUCGUUCGACGUGCCGACUGGCCGGCUCGACGGCAAGGUGUCGAACCUGCGCGACGCCGACGUGCUGCCGGACGUGCACGACUCCGCCCAGGUCCUCCGCUCCAAGUUCGCCGCCGGCAGCCUCGACGACAAGGAUCUCGUCCUCCUGAGCGCCGCGCACACGGUGGGCACCACGGCCUGCUUCUUCAUGCAGGACCGCCUCUACAACUUCCCGCUCGCGGGCGGCGGCCGAGGGUCGGACCCGUCCAUCCCGGUCGACUUCCUCGCCGAGCUAAUGUCCCGGUGCGCGCCGGGGGACUUCAACACGCGGGUGCCGCUGGACCGCGGCAGCGAGCGCAUCUUCGACACCUCCAUCCUCCGCAACAUCCGCAACGGCUUCGCCGUCAUCGCCUCCGACGCCGCCCUCUACGACGACGCCUCCACCGUCGACGUCGUUGACUCCUACUCCGGCCUCCUCGGCACCAUCUUCGGGCCAUACUUCCGCCAGGACUUCGCCGACUCCAUGGUCAAGAUGGGCAGCAUCGGCGUCAUCACCGGCAGCAACGGAGAGGUCCGGAAGCUCUGCUCCAAGUUCAACUGA